Molecule: messenger RNA, 6956 nt
Organism: Alligator mississippiensis (American alligator)
Lineage: Eukaryota; Metazoa; Chordata; Crocodylia; Alligatoridae
Gene: ZFYVE9
Product: zinc finger FYVE-type containing 9
Exons: 19
Coding region: 290-4570 (1426 amino acids)
Biological process (GO): endosomal transport
Cellular component (GO): early endosome membrane
Molecular function (GO): metal ion binding
Source: RefSeq, a predicted model, not a curated record
GCCGGGCCGGGCCGCGCCGCGCCGCGCGGGGAGCGAGGAGCGGAGCGGAGCGGAGCGAGGCGGAGGCGGCGGCCUCUGUAUGGCGGCGGCGCGGAGCGGGCCCGGGGCUCCCAGCCAUGCGCGCCCGGCGGCGCCUGCCGCCUCGCCAGGAUCAAGUAGAACAUACUGAAUCAGCAGAACUGGCUCAUUGUGCAGCAGUCAUCAUGAACAGGCACAGGGUCAUUUGUUUCUUAACACAUGUAUAAGAGAAAAAGGUUCAGGCAAGGAACUGGGAGGCAUUUCCUGACAAAUGGAGAACUAUUUCCAAGCAGAGGCAUAUAACCUUGAUAAGGUUUUAGAUGAAUUUGAACAGAAUGAAGAUGAUGCUGUUUCACCUACAUUAUUGGGUGCAAAGUGGAAUCAGAUUUUAGAGCCCCCGUCUCAUCGUCUCUCAUUUAAUCCAGCUCUGACCAACACAAAUGACGCUACAAUUCCUAACGAGUGUCAGCAAAGAUUAAAAUCUUUUUCCCUGGCUCAUUCAGCCACCACAUCAACAGGAGCAGGGGACAGCUGUGCUAAUGGAAAAGAUCUUAGCAUAAACUCAGAGACCCCAACCAUGUGGAUUGAUGACCAGGCAACAGCAGAUGAUCAGUUAAUUAAGAGAAAUAGUAAUUGGGAUGAUCAGUGUAAUACUUUGGAAACAGGAGAAAACAAAUGUGGAAAUAUAGCCUGCUUGCCAGAAGAAAAAAACGUUCUAGUGGUGGCAGUCAUGCAUACCUGUGACAAAAGGACACUACAAAGUGAUGAUUUGUUGGAUUGUAAAAAUUACAACAGUCAGUCUCUAAUGGACACUAUUAGCUUUACACUGGAUAAUGAAAACCGUCAGAGUGAUCAGUUUACUGUUACGGUAAAUGGAUCUACUGAAAAAGAUACAGAUACAGAGAAACAAGGAGUACAGUUAGAUCAGCUGUACACUGAGGAUGACUCUGUUAAACAUUUGGUUAGUGCUUCCUCUGAAAGCUUGUCUGUUGCUUGCUCCACCUCUCAAUUAAAGGAUGAUUUUAAUAAGAGUAGAGACCCUCUGUUCUCAGAGUCAAUAGUUGCAGGGACAAAUGUUGUGACCUUGUUGCAGAGGCCUGUGGAUGGUACCAUUAAAGCUCAAGAAUGUUGUGCAUCAGUUGAAGAUUUUACUAACAAAGGCAUUACUCAGAGAACAGAUCUGGAAGCUAAAAACUCUUCUCCUGGUUCAAGUAAUGGAAGCUGCAUUGUAGAAGAUGCUAUAAAGGAACAAGCAGCUGAACAGUUUCAAUCUAGGCUACCUGGGCUCUCUGAGACUUGUCAGCCUAAUGUGUCUGAAAGUGGCAAUUACAGUGAACACUUUACAGAAUGUUUUGCCUCUGAGGAUGUUAGUGCUGUUGAAAGUGAAGUCAGUGAAUGUGAAAAAAUUCUCAGCACGACUGAAUUGCUGAGCGUGGCAGAGUGUUUCCCUGAAUCUCAGGAGAUGACUAAUUGGGAAUUGACUAAAGUGAAUGAGAUGAAUAAUAAGCAAACUCUUGGAGAGAAUGAAAGACUGUUGCAGAUGAAACAGCCUGAGGAGGCUUGUAGUAGUAGUAGAGAAGGCGGAGAUGGGAUGAUGGAGGCAGGCAUGGACUUAAAGGGGACUUGUAUAGAUGAUCUUGAAGGGUCCAGUCUCUCUGAUGUUAUGGGUACAUCAGCAGCGAGCUCUCUGUCUAAUGGUUGUGAUUCCUAUGGAAUGCAGAACCCGAUUGUUGCUCAUAUUCCAAAGACUUUACCCUCCAAGGAAGACUCAGUGACAGAGGAAAAGGAGAUAGAGGAAAGCAAGUCAGAAUGUUACACUAAUGUUUAUGAACAGAGAGGAAAUGAGGUCACGGAAGGGAGUGGUGUCAUUUUAAACAGCACUGAUGACCAAAUGAAGAAAAAUUACUUGCAUAAUCUCUGCAGUCAGGUACCAUCUGUGCAAGGGCAGACAUCACCAAAAACAGUAACUAAUCUGCAGCCUAUCAGUGUUCCUUUUGGUGGUGCAAGACCCAAACAACCUACAAAUCUUAAAUUGCAAAUUCCAAAGCCAUUAUCGGACCAUUUACAGAAUGACCUUGUUCCCCCAAACUGUGGAGGUAAUAUUAAAAAUAAAAAUGUCUUUGGUAAGGCAAAAUUAGGGGAAACCUUGGCAGCAGAUAUGUUUCCUGGUGAGACAUCGUUAAAUACCUCUAUUGCUGAUACCAACGGGGAACAUUUAGAAGAGUAUGAGUCUGGGGUCUCUAGUAGUCCGUGCCUUGCAGUAGCCCCAGAUAGUCCAGAUAAUGAUCUCAGAGCUGGUCAGUUUGGAGCUCCCACCAGAAAGCCAUUUACUACUUUAGGUGAGGUGGCUCCAGUUUGGGUUCCAGAUUCUCAAGCGCCAAACUGCAUGAAAUGUGAGGCCAGAUUUACAUUCACCAAAAGGAGGCAUCAUUGCAGAGCUUGUGGGAAGGUUUUUUGUGCAGCAUGCUGCAGUUUGAAAUGCAAGUUGCUGUACAUGGACCGAAAAGAAGCCAGAGUAUGUGUAAUCUGCCAUUCAGUACUAAUGAAUGCUCAAGCCUGGGAGAACAUGAUGAAUGCCUCAAGCCAGAGUCCUAACCCUAACAAUCCUGCUGAAUACUGUUCCACUAUCCCUCCCUUGCAGCAAGCUCAGGCCUCAGGAGCACUGAGCUCUCCACCUCCCACGGUGAUGGUUCCUGUGGGAGUUUUAAAACACCCUGGCACAGAAGUGGCACAACCUAGAGAACAAAGGCGUGUCUGGUUCGCUGAUGGCAUAUUACCUAAUGGGGAAGUGGCUGAUGCAGCAAAAUUGACGGUGGCUGGGACAGCUCCUGCAGGAACCUUAGCAGUGUCACAUGAUCCAUCCAAGCCUGUGACCAACAACAGUUCAUCCGCAGAAACUGAUAACACAUCUGCGUUCUCGGGAAGUAUAACUCAGGUUGGCAGUCCAGUUGGCAGUGCGAUGAAUCUAAUCCCUGAAGAUGGUCUUCCUCCAAUUCUCAUCUCCACUGGAGUAAAAGGAGAUUAUGCUGUAGAAGAAAGACCUUCUCAGAUAUCUGUAAUGCAGCAGCUGGAGGAUGGUGGCCCUGACCCUCUCGUGUUUGUUUUAAAUGCAAAUUUGCUGUCGAUGGUUAAGAUUGUAAAUUACGUGAACCGGAAAUGCUGGUGUUUCACUACAAAAGGAAUGCAUGCAGUGGGGCAGUCUGAGAUCGUGAUUCUCCUGCAGUGCUUGCCUGAUGAAAAAUGUUUGCCCAAGGAUAUUUUUAAUCACUUUGUACAGCUUUAUCGGGAUGCCUUGGCAGGUAAUGUCGUGGGCAACUUGGGGCACUCCUUUUUCAGCCAGAGUUUCCUUGGCAGUAAAGAACAUGGCGGAUUCUUAUACGUGACAGCUACGUAUCAGUCACUGCAGGACCUGGUGCUCCCUACGCCGCCCUUCUUGUUUGGGAUUCUCAUUCAGAAAUGGGAGACUCCCUGGGCUAAGGUAUUCCCCAUCCGACUGAUGCUGAGGCUUGGAGCUGAAUACAGACUUUAUCCCUGCCCACUUUUCAGCGUGAGAUUUCGUAAGCCAUUGUUUGGGGAAACUGGACACACCAUUAUGAAUCUUCUGGCGGACUUCAGAAAUUACCAGUAUACAUUGCCGGUGGUCCAAGGCUUAGUGGUUGAUAUGGAAGUGAGGAAGACCAGCAUCAAAAUUCCCAGCAACAGAUACAACGAGAUGAUGAAAGCCAUGAACAAGUCCAACGAGCACGUUCUAGCCGGGGGAGCUUGCUUCAAUGAGAAAGCAGACUCACACCUCGUGUGUGUCCAGAACGAUGACGGGAACUACCAGACGCAGGCCAUUAGUAUUCACAAUCAGCCGAGAAAGGUGACUGGUGCCAGCUUCUUCGUGUUCAGUGGAGCUUUAAAAUCCUCUUCAGGCUACCUUGCCAAGUCCAGUAUUGUCGAAGAUGGUGUAAUGGUCCAGAUAACUGCCGAGAACAUGGACUCCCUGAGGCAGGCUCUGAGAGAGAUGAAAGACUUCACUAUCACUUGUGGCAAAGCAGAUGCUGAAGAGCCUCAGGAACAUGUUCAUAUUCAGUGGGUAGAAGAUGACAAAAACUUUAACAAGGGUGUUGUAAGCCCCAUUGAUGGCAAAUCCAUGGAGUCUAUAACAAGUGUGAAGAUAUUUCAUGGCUCAGAGUAUAAAGCAAAUGGCAAAGUCAUCAGGUGGACGGAGGUGUUUUUUCUGGAGAAUGAUGAACAGCAUAAUGGUCUAAGUGACCCAGCAGAUCACAGCAGACUGACUGAGAACGUAGCCAAGGCUUUCUGCUUAGCACUCUGUCCUCAUCUGAAGUUACUGAAGGAGGAUGGGAUGACUAAGCUCGGUCUGCGUGUCACACUUGACUCGGAUCAAGUUGGUUAUCAAGCUGGGAGUAAUGGACAGCCACUGCCCUCUCAAUACAUGAAUGACCUGGACAGUGCCUUAGUGCCAGUGAUUCAUGGAGGGGCAUGUCAGCUGAGUGAGGGGCCAGUCAUAAUGGAGCUCAUCUUUUAUAUUCUGGAAAACAUCUCAUAAGAGGACUUCAUUUUCUGUUCAGACCUGUUCCAGCAGCAGUUGUAUCUGAAUCAUUUGCACUUUAAAACUGGAAGAUUAAGCUUUUGUUAACACUAUUAUUAAGGGGAGGGGGGCGGGAGGCGGGUGGGAGGGGACAGUUGUUCCACACUUCUGAAUCUUCUAUGCAUUGUCAACAAACAGAGGAUCAGGGCAGCUUCUAUACUACAAAAUGGCUAUGCUCUCCUUGCAGCUAAUAUACUUCUGUUACUGUUUAGAAAAAUAAUGCUCAUGUUUAAAGACUUAAUGACAGUUAUGUACUCCAGAUGCUCAGAUGGGUGCAGAGAUCACUGGGGCAAAAAUAAAAGAUGAAACCUGUACUGUUUGUAGAUGGACAUAUGAGAAGAAACAAUCAAGACCUCCAUUCUGACCUCAUCACAAUGCCGUUUGUGGUUGUUCUGUAGACAUUAAAAAGUAACGUUUACAUUGUUUUGAUCAGAUUAUUGAAGUAUGUUUGAGAUGCUUGAGAUAUUUCCUAAAGAAAGAGAUGCCCAAGAAAGUUAUCUAGCCAUAAAUACAUCUGUAUAUGAGCAAAAGAAGUGGCGUCUCUCCAAAAGCAGUACGUUAUUUAAAUUGAAGUUGUGUGUGUACAAUAUGCAACCAUACUUAUCUGUUCCCCUAGUUCCUAUAAGGACUUGUCACCUCAGCAGAUUUCUUGAACCUCUAAAAGAAUCGUGCAUUUUGUUUACAAAGCUGUGCAAACUGCAAAGAUCUGCACCCGCCAUCGGCCAAAGCCUGCAAGUGCAGGUCUGUAGCAUUCCUGUUUCCUAGUAGGUCCUGCUUUUUUAAAGAAGAGUAAUGCCCAGGGCAGCUCUGUCUCCUCCCUGCUCUGAUGCUAGUGUUACACUACAGCAUAUGUAAUACAAUCCAGCCUGCACUCCAUAGUGGUAGUAUCAUGUAAAGCUAACCCAUGACAAAAGCACAGAGUGGCUGUUGCAUGUUCUGCUGAAAAAAGCUUUUGGUUCAAGCUCACAGGACUUGCACUGGGCCCAGGGCUCUUGGUCUCACAUGUGGGGAGCAGGUGUUCCUCCUGCCUACAGCAUCAUCAAGCUGGAAGCGAGGGUCACAAAAUAUGGAGCCAGAUCCUUACCAAAUCAAACUUUGCAUUCACAGAAAGUGGCCAGGCACCAGGAAGAGCUGAAAGCAGGAGGAAGGGGCUUAGUUUAGUCUCGACCCCCUCCCCCCCACAGCAGCUGCUGUCUGUAUGCCCCUGGAACAGGGCUGUAACUGAGUCCAAGUCCCAGCAAAGCAGGGGAGGGCUAGACUCUGGUUGGCAGCCGUUGAGGUGGUGACAAAGUCACAUCUCAGGCAGCAGGGACAAAGUCAAAGACUAAUUGUGCUCCAUCACCAUUUGGAAGUAGGGUGCAGCAGGGAGCACUCCCCUUCUCCCACUGUGUGUAAACAGGGCGAGAGCUCUCAAUGCAGGCUGGCGUGCCGAUCCUGUGCUUCUUUAAGCAGGCAGAUGUGUAUAGCAGCAGCUGGGAGAAGGGAAUUGUAACCACGCCAGUAGCAAUCUCUCUUACCUAAAGACACCCUGUGCGUGUGCCUCGUACAGAGUAAAUGGCUAUUCCUUUUUUGCAAAAUAGCAAACCCAGUACAAGAUGUUAUCCUGAGCCCUGGUUCAGGGCAGGGCUGCAGAACUGGAGCCCAAGUGAAUUAGUAUGGUCAGCAGAAAAGGAGAGCAUUCUGGUCCCUUUUCUUUGAGUUCACAGUAAGAUGAGAGCUCACCUUUGUCCCUGGGGAAUGGGUGGCAAGAUGCUGCUUUCAAGGUUUCAGGCUGCUCAACCGUCAAGCUCCUGCACAACUUCCUUCGCCUUUGUCCGCUACAGAGAUGCACGAUUAUGUUGCUGCUGCUGUCGGUGUCGUUAGCUGGGCUUGAGUUCCCUAAAAAUUCCCUUCCUCCAUUUGGUUUUUCCACCUUCUGUCAUGUGAGCAAGCCGCUGUGGCCAAAAGCUGUUUUAAUAAACCACAAUAAAACCCUGAUCCAGGAGCCAGCGUUCCAGCUUUGCCACAGGACAUGCUUUCCAGUUGCAUCGAGUUGUGCUUAGUGACGCAGAAAGAGAGGCUACAAAAAAACUUUAUCUUUGCUUCCUUAUCCCCAAGAAAGUCAUUUAGGUUUGGAUUACGUUUGUGCAAAACACUAUUGACUGGUGACUGAUUUGUUUGCUUCAACCAUAGCCUUUUAAAUGACCUUAAUUACCAUAUUGUUAAGAAAAUGAGUAAUUGUUUUAGAAAAAAAAAAAAUGUACUUUUAAAAUUCAGUUAGUUAACACUGCAAAAAACUGCAUAUUAUAUUUUUAUUUUCAACAUGUAGUUUUGUAUAUUAAAUUUAUUGAAAUUAAAAACUAAA